Messenger RNA from Cyphellophora europaea CBS 101466, 1071 nucleotides. RefSeq lists its product as uncharacterized. The record is from RefSeq and is a predicted model, not a curated record. Lineage: Eukaryota; Fungi; Ascomycota; Eurotiomycetes; Chaetothyriales; Cyphellophoraceae. The transcript has a single exon. Gene Ontology annotation, molecular function: RNA binding. The coding region runs from base 1 to 1071 and encodes 356 amino acids.
AUGUCUAAACGCAAGCGCAGCCAAAACGACAACCCCACCAGCGGCACUGGCGAUGAUGGCCCUCGCAAGACUCGUGUUCUCGACUCCGCAAUAGACGACAGUAACAAAACUCACCCGCAGGCACGUGCCGCAGCUCGACAGGCAAAGUCUGAGCGACGGUCUAAGAAGAAGGACAAGCAACAAAAGGAGAAGCCCGAACGAUCUUCGCAUAUACCUGAUGCGACGGAGGAGCUCAUUCCCGACCAGCAGCCUUCCACCAACGCAGACCACUUCUCGAGUAAUAAUGAUUUCGUCUCUCUGAACGACCAGCCCUCUGCUGCUUCAAAGCCCCCCAAAUCCCCAGCUGUCGCCGCCUCUCAAGUCAGCAAAAAAUCCAAAGUCAAAGCCUCUAAAGUCGAACCCACACAGAGCGAGGAAACGCGCAUGGAAGACACGACUACAGCGCCGUCGAAAGACACAGCCCACCGCUUCAUCCUCUUCAUAGGCAACCUACCCUAUACUACCACCACCCCCUCGAUUGACCACCACUUCCGCGCCCUACAGCCCUUCACCGUACGGCAUCUCACGGACCGCAAGACGCACAAAUCCCGCGGCACCGCCUUCCUAGAGUUCACAUCCUACGACCGCAUGAAAACCUGCCUCAAGCUCUACCACCAUAGUCUCUUCGAUCCAGACGCACACCUACACGCCCCUUCCACCGAUACCAACGGCGACGAAAAGCAGCAAAGCAAAAGCCGUAGCAGAGCCCCCACCGAAAUCGACGAAUCCGCCCUGCCCAAGCAAGACACGCAGCCGCAAUGGCAGAAAUCACGCGCAGACAAGACGCGACGCAUCAACGUGGAGCUAACGGCCGGCGGCGGCGGCAAGGGCCAGGACCGACGCAAUAAGAUCCAGGCUAAGAAUGCGAAGCUGGCUGAAGAGCGCGAACGCCUGCAUAAGCGCGAGGCGGAGGACAGGGACAAGAAGCGGAAGGACGCGCCGGCGCCGGGCGUGGCCAGCGGUGCGAACGCUGAGGGUGCGGAGGAUAGGGGGAAUGUGCAUCCUAGCAGGAUGAGGAGGGUGCCAGGGUGA